AUGGCUCGCAUAAAUCUCCCCCCGCUGACGCGGAGCCUGCUCGGCGGCCUGGUCGUCUUCACACUGCUCAACUUUGCGCUGAGGCCAAACGCGGACUGGGUAGAAAAGUCGGAGAAGACGCUCAUAGGCGUCGGCAAUGGCGUGCCCUACCUCACCAUCGUGCCAGGCAGAUCGGUCAUAUAUCCCUGGGUAUUCGCCCUCGCAACCGUAGUCGAGCAGAAUCUCCUCGGCCUCAUCACCACGGGCCUCACAAUAUUCUAUGGCGGACGCUAUCUGGAGCGCGCAUGGGGCUCGCAGGAGUUCACCAAGUUCAUCAUGUUCGUGGCUAUGAUCCCGAACAUUCUGAGCUUCCUCCUCUAUAUGCUGGGCUACCUGAUCUCGGGUUCGGGCGCUGCACUCCACACCACCAUUUCCGGCGGCAUUGCCAUCCAGGCCGGCUUCCUCGUCUCCUUCAAGCAGCUCGUGCCUGAACACACCGUUGCAAUCGCAAAAGGCCUUGUGCGCAUGCGCGUGAAGCACUUCCCCGCCAUAUUCCUCCUCGCCAACACGAUAUCCGGCAUCGUCCUGGGCACCGAAACCGCCAUGUUCCUCGCAUACUUUGGCUUCAUGACCGCCUGGGUCUACCUCCGCUUCUUCCGCAUCAGCCCAUCGCUCGUCUCCUCCGCUACGGGAGACGGAUCUGUGACUAGAGGAGACGCCUCAGAUACCUUUGCAUUCGCGCACUUCUUCCCGGAGCCCAUCUAUACCCCACUUGCAGCCGUCACAGAUGGAGUCUUCAACGCCAUUGUAGCGCUUGGAGUGUGCACGCCCUUCUCUGAGCAGGACAUCGAUGCGGGCAACGAGCAAGCAAGCGCUCGUGCCGAGGGAGGACUUCCGAGCAUCAUGAAUCCGAACAGCCGUGGGGGCAGGGGAGGAGCCACACGCGCUGAGGCAGAGAGGAGGCGAGCUUUGGCACUGAAAGCGCUCGACCAGAGACUGCACGCAGCAGCAGCCCGAGGACCAGCCACUGCUGCUCCAACUGCGCCCGCCUCAUCUGGCCCCUCCAUACUUGGAGAAACAUCCUACGAACCCGAAGCAGAUGCACCUGCAAAGCAAGCAUCAUAA
Messenger RNA from Parastagonospora nodorum SN15, 1104 nucleotides. RefSeq lists its product as hypothetical. The transcript is spliced from 2 exons. Gene Ontology annotation, cellular component: membrane; Golgi apparatus. The record is from RefSeq and is a predicted model, not a curated record. The coding region runs from base 1 to 1104 and encodes 367 amino acids. Gene Ontology annotation, biological process: retrograde vesicle-mediated transport, Golgi to endoplasmic reticulum. Lineage: Eukaryota; Fungi; Ascomycota; Dothideomycetes; Pleosporales; Phaeosphaeriaceae.